AUGGUGUCUCCUUCAACGCCUAAAACUCAAGGUCCUCCAGAGGUCCCAACAGCAAUUGAACCAGACAGAUAUCAGAAUGCCGUCCAGGAUAAGCAUGAGGGCUUUGAUGCCUGGAUUCAAGUUGUCGGAGCCUUUCUCAUAUACACAGCAACAUGGGGUCUCUUGAGUGCAUACGGCUCAUACGAAAAGUACUAUGAGACAGUCAUGCUAACAUCUACACCCUCAACCAACAUCGCUUGGGUCGGAACGCUCCAAGGUGUCAUCCUUAUUUUGGGAGGUGUUGUGACCGGCCCAAUCUUUGAUCGAGGAUAUUUUAGAGAGCUUCUCAUCAUUGGAACCCUCAUCACAGUACUUGGCGUCAUGAUGCUGAGUUUGGCCCACAGUUAUUAUCAGGUCCUCCUCGCCCAAGGCGUCUGCGUCGGCAUUGGGAGUGCAAUCCUCUAUGUACCAAGUAUCUCCAUGGUUGCCUCCAGGUUUGAACGACGACGUGCUUUGGCCGUAUUCUGUGCUACUUUGGGAACAGCUGUUGGAGGUAUUAUCUACCCUAUCAUCUUUACCAAUCUCCAGCCAAGGAUUGGAUUCGCGUGGACUACACGUGUUCUCGGCUUUGUCACCCUUGCUGAGCUUAUUGGAGCGUUGGCCAUCAUGCUACCCGCCACCAGGGGCAAGCUUUCACACAAAGUGCGCUCUCUUCUAGACCCAACCGCUUUCCGUGAUCCUGCCUUUAUGGCAUUCUGCCUCGCCUUAUUUCUCAUGUGGGUUGCAUACUGGGUGCCCUUCUUCUUGCUUCCACUCUACGCACAAUUCAAGGCCGGUGCAAGCUCCAACCUGUCCUUCUAUGUCUUGGUCAUUUGCAAUGCCUCCACUAUACCUGGCCGGUAUUUGGCGGUUCCCAUGUCCAACAGAUUUGGCCCAUCAAUAACCAUGGCUGGAUUUGGAAUUAUAUCCAGUAUCCUGUUCUUCGGAUGGAUAGGCGUUGACACUGUUCCCUCCAUCAUCGUUUGGGCUGUACUUAUUGCUCUGUUCAUGGGACCUCUUUCGGUCAUCUACCCGAUCCUUGUCCCUCGACUCUCGCCCAACCCGGAACUUGUCGGUACGCGAAUGGGAAUAUCAUCUGCGGCGGCUGCGCUUGGGACCUUGAUUGGAUUUCCAGUCACAUCCGCCUUGAAUGAUAUUGAAGCUGGAAGCUUCUGGAAGAGCCAGGUCUUCAAUGGCUGUUGUAUGCUAGCAGGAUCUGUGCUGAUGAUCUAUGUCCAUUUUAAGACGACCAAAUCACUCUGA
This is a messenger RNA of Fusarium venenatum, 1281 nucleotides long. Its product is annotated as putative monocarboxylate permease. NCBI's taxonomy places the organism in Eukaryota, Fungi, Ascomycota, Sordariomycetes, Hypocreales, Nectriaceae. Gene Ontology annotation, cellular component: membrane. Gene Ontology annotation, molecular function: transmembrane transporter activity. The record is from RefSeq and is a predicted model, not a curated record. Gene Ontology annotation, biological process: transmembrane transport.